Oncorhynchus tshawytscha (Chinook salmon) is the source of this 3806-nucleotide messenger RNA. Its product is annotated as sodium/potassium/calcium exchanger 4-like. The coding region runs from base 722 to 2509 and encodes 595 amino acids. Gene Ontology annotation, molecular function: calcium channel activity; calcium, potassium:sodium antiporter activity. Gene Ontology annotation, cellular component: membrane. The transcript has 17 exons. The record is from RefSeq and is a predicted model, not a curated record. Gene Ontology annotation, biological process: intracellular calcium ion homeostasis; calcium ion transmembrane transport. Lineage: Eukaryota; Metazoa; Chordata; Actinopteri; Salmoniformes; Salmonidae.
AGUUGGAGGAAUCCGGUGAGGUGUUUUAAAUGGACCGUAGACUGUAGCUUAAAGGAAAACUGCACCUGGAGCGACGGAGUUGACGAUAGUCCCAUCAUCCGCACGCGUAUUAUUCUGCUCUACGAAUUCAAGGGGAGGUUUUCGAACGAUGUGACAUGACUGCUACCCGAAUGUAACAAUUAGUCUAACCUUGAUGAAAUCCGAUUGUGCUCUUCCGCCGUGUAUUAAUUGGAACCAGUCGGAUGCGCACAGUUCUGCGGCCAUAUGUAGUUGAAUCAUUUAACUGAAGAGGAUGCUUUAAAUGUACAUUCAGUAGAACAUUGAAGGCUACUUUGAAGGCAACCCGGAAUAGCCCCCAAUUAAUUUCAAAUGCCAUGGUAGCUUAUUUGCUUAAACGUAAAGGUCAGAAUCUGGGGUUUGCGAGAUACAUGCUGAAUUGAUUGGAGAUCUUCGGAAUUGACCGCCUUGUCAUUCAUUGCCUGUUGUGUAGGCACGGAAUUUUCACGCGCUGUUCUAGCAAUCCAACAGCUGAACAACAUUGUCUAGGUAGCUCAUCCAAACUGACCGCCCCACUACUUCGCAUCUGCGCCCCGGCCACUUGAAAUGAGGACCGCGUCCCGAGCCUGUUCUGUGUGAAGCCGCGAAAACGGGCAAUUCCUUCCGUCUCUCCCGUCCGCAGUGAGGCAAGGACAUUAAGUCCCCGUUUGGCCGUGCUGCAGCCAUGGACCGGGACGAGAACAAGAGCGUCUCGAAAAAGACCAUAAUCACAAAGAUUUUCAAAGUUCGCAGGAGGAGAGAGAUGCUUUUCGUGCAAGUGUGUUUUCUCUGCAGUGUCCUCUGCAUGGCAUGGAGCAUGUCAGUAUUGCUGACAAAGACAGGGUAUGGAAUAACAUUAAAAAAUGGACACGAGAAGCAUGAACAUUGGGGAAGGAAGCUCAUGGGACAUGAACCCGACAACGAGACCGAGUCGAAGAACUGCACAGAGCCAGCUAUCAAGGAGUUCCCUGAAGACAUGUUUUCCAACUACGAGCGCAAGAGUGGGGCCGUCCUGCUGCACAUCGUGGCGGCCCUCUAUAUGUUCCUGGCCCUCGCUAUAAUCUGUGACGACUACUUUGUACCGUCGCUGGAGAAGAUCUGUGAGAAACUAGACUUAAGUGAGGAUGUUGCCGGAGCCACUUUUAUGGCAGCUGGGAGUUCUGCUCCCGAGCUGUUUGCCUCCGUCAUUGGUGUCUUCAUCACCCACGGUGACGUGGGGGUGGGGACAAUCGUCGGCUCAGCGGUCUUCAAUAUCCUGUGCAUCAUCGGCGUGUGCGGAAUAUUCGCCGGACAGGUUGUAGUGUUGGGUUGGUGGUCUGUUUUCCGAGAUUCAUUCUACUACGUCUUGUCGAUCCUCGCUCUUAUUGCGUUUAUCUACGAUGGGAAGGUAGUGUGGUGGGAGAGCCUGGUGUUGGUGGUCAUGUACUGCGGAUACAUCCUCAUCAUGAAGUUUAACCAGAGCUUGCAGAAGUUAUUUGCGAGUAAAGACGACAAGGACAAGAAUCAGGCCAAUGGUAACGCAGCGGCCAGCAGCGAGAUGCAGGAUGUCAAGCCCAGUAAGGCUUACAGUCGUGGGUCUGUGGUCAUGGUCGAUGAGAUGAUGCAUGCCAACCCUCCCAAGAUGCGUUUCCCCGAGGCCGGCCUCCGCAUCAUGAUCACCAGCCAUUUUGGACCCAAGACCCGGCUGCGCAUGGCCAGUCGCCUCAUCAUCACUGAGCGUCAGAAGCUGGUCCAGGGUGCCAACGGAGUGGAGACCCAGGUGCUGGAGGGGAAGGUGGAUGUUGAGAACGGCAACGUGCCCGAGGACAAGCCUGCAGAGGAGGAGGCCGAAAAUGAGACAAUCUCCCCCUUUCAUAUCCCUGCGGGCAUCAGCAGCAAGUGUAAGUGGCUGAUCGCGUGGCCCCUGCUGCUCCUCCUGUUCUUCACCAUCCCCAACUGUGCCAAGCCUCGAUGGGAGAAGUUCUUUAUGCUCUCCUUCAUCCUCUCCACUGUCUGGAUCGCUGUCUUCUCUUACUUCAUGGUCUGGAUGGUCACCAUCAUCGGCUACACCCUUGGCAUCCCAGACGUCAUUAUGGGCAUAACUUUCCUGGCAGCGGGCACCAGUGUACCAGACUGCAUCGCCAGUCUCAUCGUUGCUCGGCAAGGAAUGGGUGACAUGGCAGUGUCCAACACCAUCGGCAGUAAUGUGUUUGAUAUCCUGGUUGGGCUGGGGUUGCCCUGGGCGCUACAGACCAUGGCGGUCAACUAUGGCUCUGAGGUCAUUAUCAACAGUCGAGGACUUCUCUACUCUGUGGUGCUGCUGCUGGGUUCUGUGGCUUUAACGGUGGGGGGGAUCCACGUGAACCACUGGAAACUGGAUCUGAAGCUGGGUAUCUACACGCUGGUCCUCUACGCUGUCUUCCUGUGUUUCUCCAUCAUGAUAGAGUACAACGUGUUCACCUUCGUCAACCUGCCGAUGUGCAUGGAGGAGUAGCUAGACCCUGCCCACCCACGCUGACCUCUGAACCAGGAUGCUCCAUCCCCUCAAUCCCAGAGAGCAACCAAUCACAAUCAACCUUCUUCGCCGUCAUCCACUACAUUACUAACCCUUGUAACUGAAUCUCCUGUCUGUCUGACUCCAUCUUUCAUUGUCAUAACUGACCUGUUGACCUCUUGAUCUGCUCAUUGUCUUUAAAUCUGUCUCUCCCUGUGCUUGGACUCGCUUUCCCAUGAGGCUUUGUUCUGAGGAGUGGAUGGACGCCUCUCCAUGCCUCAAACGUCCUCCCCUCUCUCAUCCAACAGACUGGACCCAGUGUCAGACUACUCUGUUUUCCAUUUAACCCCUCCAACUAUCUCUAGUCUUACUGUGCUUUCAUUAGCAUUUCAUCAAAGGCUUUAGAAUUAAGGGGAUCCUACUCCCUCUCACAACAACCCACACAUACCUCAGGUUAGGGUUAGUCGUAAACCCCAACAUUGACACUCGACCAUUUCUCCCACUCUCCCCCAUCAAAACCUCUUCUCUUAACCUCCCCACCCCACACCACAGAUCUACCCAAAGACCCUAGGAAGAAAACACAACCUCACCCUCUCGCCCUCAAUCUCUACCUCUCCCCCAAAUCCCGCUUGUGCCCCCACCCUUUGGAGGAGGAACUUUUUUCUACUUCUACUCGUUCUGGCCUGGACCCCUCUGACAUGGUCCAGGCUGUGAUAGUUUCCUGUUUCCACAUCACUACGUCCCACCCCACUGCACCAGAAACUCAUCUUCACUUCUCCCCAUCACCUCUUAAGAAGGACAUUUUGUCAGGAAUCUUUAUGUAAAAUGAGUCCGCGGUCAACUCAAAGCUGAGACUGAAAGAAGAGCGCAUAUGAUGUAUAUUUGCAGCACUGCACAGUGUUAAACUUGUAAACAUGUACUUUUUUUCUCCAUUUUUUUUUUUGUACCGUGUGGGUUUUUGUUUUUCAAACGGGAGUUUAAAAAGGACUCUGAAAUAUGUAGAGGAGCGCUUGUUGCAAUCAUAAAGGACGUUGCCUGUUUCACAGUAAGGAAUUGUGCACAGGGAAAAUGCUUUUCUUGCUUUUUGCUGUAAGGAGAUUUGGCCCUCCUCGAAGGCAGGGCGUCUGGCUGAUGGAGGCGACUCUAUAACCCGUUGUGUUGAAAGUUCAGCUGUUGUUUUUUUUCCCUCGAUCCGAGACUGAUAUCUCUCACACGCACCCUCCAACUGCAAAACACUAAAGAGAGAAACAACUCACUCCGGAUCUUGGGGAGAUGUGACAGAUAAGUCACUGAAUGG